Cyanistes caeruleus (blue tit) is the source of this 2572-nucleotide messenger RNA. The record is from RefSeq and is a predicted model, not a curated record. Lineage: Eukaryota; Metazoa; Chordata; Aves; Passeriformes; Paridae.
CCUACAGCCUCUGCUGCUCGCUUCGCCGCUUGAGUCGUGCUCAGUUCAGCCGGAGCCCCUCAGAUCACUGGAAUGCUGUCUUUUGUCUCUAGCUCUGAUUAUCUGAGAUCCGCUGAAAUGACUGAAGUGAUGAUGAACACCCCAGCCAUGGAUGAGAUCGGGCUAAGCCCCCGUAAGGAUGGGCUGUCAUAUCAGAUCUUCCCUGACCCCUCAGACUUUGAUCGUUACUGUAAGCUGAAGGACCGCCUGCCCUCCAUCGUGGUGGAGCCCACGGAGGGGGAUGUGGAGAGCGGGGAGCUGAGAUGGCCGCCCGAAGAGUUCCUUGUGCAGGAGGAGGAUGAGGAAGAGGAGGAAGAAAACUGUGAAGAGGCAAAGAAGGACAACAAGGAGCAAUAAAUGGCAUCUGAGGAAAGGCAAGGGACUGCACCCUUCUGAAGGAAGAGCCACACUUUCUUUGAAAGUCUUUUUAAAAAGACAAGUUCAAUUUUGCACCUGCGAGAUCUUAGUUUUUUUGUAUUCUCUGUAUUGAGAACUGAAGCCCUCGGUGUCACCAGACCUCCUGAGGAAGGAAGGAAGUAACGCAGAGAAAUGUUUGCUGUUCUCGAGAUCGUUAUCUGUAUUUUUCCGAGGCGGAGGCAGCAGUGAAAUUCCAAGCACAUGGCAGAGGGUGACCACACGAGGACUGCUGGAGGGGGGAGCUCGGGAAGGGGGAGGAAGGUUGGAGGUGGCAGCAUUUGGCUGGGAGCUGCCUCUGGCUAGAAGCAUGAGAACAGAGCCAAAAUAUCUCAGAUUUGCCUUUCUUACAGCUUCCAUUUUGUGUGUUGGGGGGUGGAAGGGUGUCCAUAGUGAAGCAUGGCUAAAUGAUCUAGUGACAAGGGGCCUGUAGCUCUCCCUGGUUCGGCACCUCCUAGGGUAAGGUGAGCGUCCAUAGGAGUAGUCUGGUUUCUUGCUCUCGCUGUUGAGCCUGUUUUCCAGCCACUUUUCCCAAAGUUACUUUCUCCCCCUGUUUGCCUUUAGACUCUUCAAUGCUGAGCUGCUGUAUUUGCAGGAUAGCGUUAGGCUGCUGCUUGUCAUCUCUCCUGUGACGCCCUAGCUUAUCUUGCAGGUGGUGAGCAUGAGGUGAUGUGCAUCGGAUGUAAAAAGGUGCUUCUGUCUGCAGCAAGAGCUCGUGUUUGAACACCUCAGAUUUUUCUCUCCUGUCUGCUGAGACUGCUGUGGGUGGUCUCAUAUUUUAUGGUGCCCCAAGCCCAAUGGUGGAGAUUUAAGCCUCCUUGCUUUGGUGUCCUUGAGGUUGUAGGGCUUUGUGUCUCUUAACUUGCUGGUCAGUGAGCUGGAGAGGGCUGGUAUGGGGGGUUCUCCUCCAGCUUUGCACUGCAGGGCCUCCUCAGUGCAGGACAGGCUGGUGGGGAGGGCUGCCAGACCUGGGGGUCAUCUGGAGACGAAACACCAGAUCUAGUGUGGAUCACCAGUGGGGUAUGAAGUGCAGACUGGCUUGUGAAGUCUGGGUUUGUCCUCUCUUCAUCAUACCCUGCCUCAAGGAGAAGGCUGGUCUGCUGCCAGACAAGGUAACCUGCUGCUUUCCUGGAAAGGGAUGAUCUUGCAGCCUUGGGGACCAGCUUUGGGAGCCAGUCAGUCUUGGGAUAGGAUGAGAGCAGUUACCACCUAAACCAAAUCUGGGGUCAUGGAAGAGAAAAAGAAAUGUAAAGGCCUUAACCAAAUUUCCAUAAUAAUCCCAAUGCCACCCUCCUUUGCUUAUAACUGGUUCCAUUUUUAAAAUCUAUUUGGACAUGUGUGUAUUUGUAUUUUUAAUACCUCAUGAGUAGUUAAACGCUGGUGGGGUUUGGGAACUGCUUUUAACAUAUUGGCAGGAUUGUUUUAGUCUUGUCUUGCUUGUGUUUCAACAUAAUGGCAAUAAUUUAUCAGCUCUGUGUAACUAUUUUUGGACAGAUCGGAGUUUGGAGAUGAGUUAGCACAAAGCAGGAGAAAUUCAGUGUUCCUACACUGCAGCUGGCCUCUGGUCCAGCCACAUAGACCCAGUCAGACACUUUCCCUGCCCACCCUGGUGCAAGGUUGAUCACCGAAUGGCCAUGAUGUGGUGAUACCAUUUUCUCUAGCGAUGGAUUCAGCUGUUGUGUCUGUAACACUUGUUCUAGUCUUGCUGUCUUACUGGAGUGAGCUUGUAUACCGCAAACCAGCCAGUCGUCUUUUUUCUAAGUGUUACUCUCUAUUGGUCUCUACCAUCUGUACCACCAAGUCAAAGCUCUAUAUCAAAGAUAUUACCAUGUGGGCAGCAGUGAGAUGGCAAUCCUUGGACUUCAGACCUGCUGUCUGCCCUAAAGACUUGCAUAUUUGUCUGCAUCCUUUUUUUGGAAGUAUUGUGUAUAUUUCUAUUUGUUGUUGAACGUAACUAAAGAACAAAGCACUCCAGUAAAACUCCUCCUGUUGUAUGAUAUACAUUCUAUAUUUCUGUAAUUCUUUUUUGAGCCUCAGGGAGAAGCUAGCAUUUUUUUCAAACUACAUUUUUGUCACUGUGACAGUUGUAAAUAAAGUUUGAAAAUGCUUUCCAAACAUA